Colletotrichum higginsianum IMI 349063 is the source of this 1380-nucleotide messenger RNA. RefSeq lists its product as uncharacterized. The record is from RefSeq and is a predicted model, not a curated record. The transcript has 4 exons. The coding region runs from base 1 to 1380 and encodes 459 amino acids. Lineage: Eukaryota; Fungi; Ascomycota; Sordariomycetes; Glomerellales; Glomerellaceae.
AUGCACCCCCCCCCCCAAUCUGCACUUGCGAGAGGCGACCGAGAUGAUGAUGUCGAUGGAUGCUGCUGCAAGACGGAGGCUGCGUUGGCCGCUCCUUCCCUCAGCUUCUCCUCUUCUCCGUCCAAUGAAAGCCGUCGCCAGAUAGCCAAGCGCUGGACGGUGGCCGAGUGCGAUGCGGCACCCUCCCAGACAGACGCCUCUCGAAUCUCGAGCCUUGACCACUCACCAGCGAGAGUCCCGCUAGCCACCACCACCCCAAAUCUCGCCCUCCUGUCUUGUCCUUCCCUGGCCGGAUCCAUGACCCCGGUCCUUGUCCCGGUCGCCGCACCCUUGCCUGCAACUCCUGGGGGGGUGUCCACCUCCAAGGCCAUCCGUUUCCGCGUCCCGUCUACCAUGUACGGAUCACAACCAGUCAUUUCAUCCGGGUCCUGCCACUGGGCGAACUCCUCCCGCGGUUCUCUUCUCCCACGCACGGAGGGACUGCUGACUGACAACACAACUCGGGCAGACGAAAAGAACAAUCGUGCUCGUUGCCCGCCGCCCGCCGCCCGUUGCAACUCGCAACUCGCAACUCGCAACUCGUCCUCUGACGUGCCGUCGGUGUUGAAUCCUGCUUGGCGAGCGCCCAUCCUCUCGUCUCCCCUCGCUUACCACCCUUCGCGUCCAACAAGAAAGCCCACAACGUCCAAAAAAGGACCCAAGGGGCCCAAUUUCUCUCCCCCAUCCAUCACAUUGUCCGACGUGGGGCCUGAUCCCGGUCUCCCCUCGACAAGACAAGACAAGCCAACAAUGCACCUGGUGUUUUGCGGAUGCCGCGUCCCUGAUCCUCGCCCGCCCUCGCCCUCGCCCUCGCCCUCGUCCGCACCCUCUCCCUCUCCCUCUCUUCUUUCCCUCCCCUCUCACGCUCGACAACCGUGUCUCGACUGCGCCGGCCUGGACUACGAGAGAGAAGAAGAAGAAGAAGAAGAAGAAGAAGCAAAAGAGAAAAGGGAACGAGUUGUCUCUGUUCUGUUACGAGACGUUUGCCCACGUUCGUCCGCCAAGCCGCGAGGAGCCAUCCGUCAAGACACGGGCACAAAAGAGCCCCUCCCUGCUACCGCCCGUCUGCCCAUUCAUCUUCGGCAUCCAGCAUCCUCCUCACCUCCAGCUUUCUUGACUAGUCUCGCUCGAUCUUUGUUCCUCCGCAGAGACUCCCAAUGGACGUGGUCUGACCUGCAUCCCACCAUCCGACGCCGUUUCUCCGUCGUCGUCCAACCAGAACCAGGCCAUCCGAACCAGCCAUUCCUCGCCUUCCUACGCGCCGAUCGUAACGAGCGCAUCCGGAGCGAAAGUCUCUACUCCCUCCCCCCGUCUCUCACGCUUCACUCGGCCAAGGGCUGA